GUGUGUAUAAGAAAAAAACCAAAAUAUCGAUUCAUCGACCUUACAUCAUCUCUAUAUCGCAUCCAACGAGAAUCGACUGACGUUCAGUGAUGUUGGGGGUACUCCUUAAGGUCGCUUGUAUUGAAAGAGAAAGAGAGAGAGAGAGACUAAUAUAACCCAACUUUCAACUGUGGUUGACGUAAUUUGAAUAUUCACGUAUAUUAAUCGCAAUUUAGUAAAAUUUUAUCAACAAUUUUUUCCUGCAUAAUCAACUUUUUGUUGCAAUGAGUUUACCUAGAAUUUUGAUCGCUAGUACGAAAGAAGGGAAAGGAGCAGAAAUUGCAGAAAAUAUAGGUGCAGAACGCUUGUCAGAGCGAGAUGAUACUGUGGAUUAUUUAUGGAACAUUGAUAACAAAUAUUACACAUCACAGGUUUUAGUGUGUAUUAUAGGAAAGCUAUCUACCAAGCUACCACCAAUGGAAGGAGUAACCGCAUUGAUUGUCUACCAUGAUCCACAGGCGGAGAAAGUUGAAGAAGAACUAGAGCACUUGACAUCUUGGAUCAUUCAGUCAAGCUCAGCAGAAGUACUUUUAUUUACCUGCAGUGCAAUAUCUGAUAUGAUUUUAAGGGAUAAAGUGUUGAAUUGGUGUGUAUUGAAUAAAUUUGAGCUGGUUGAAUUGGAACAGGAAACAAUCCAGGAUUCAGAAUCCGAUGUAGAGGGUAAUAAAUAUGGCAUCGAAAGGAUCGUAGAAGCUCUACAUGCUCAUACAUGGCCUAACAUUGUACUGAAAGAUAAACCGUUGUGCGUGGAAGAAGCACCGGACGUAAAUGAAAUUAGAGAAUUAUUUGAAAACAUCCGAUUAACUUGUGAUCCUUCUGAGAGACUACGCAUGCAAGAUAUGCUUGAUGGUAUCAUGGGUGAGCAUGCGGACUUUGGAGAAUUGUUUAGCAAACUGAUGGCCAUGAAAGAACAUGCGGCGUCUUUGCCGACAAACGAAAAACGCAGAGCAGCCGAGCAAAUAGUUACUGCCUUUUGGAGGGCUAUAGGCGGAGAUCUUUUAGAAAUUGAGGACACACCAAAUUAGAUAUUUUUUUCCUAAAAUGAACUGAAAACUAAUUAGCCUAAGGCUAGCAAGAGUUGUAAAUCGUGACGAAUAUUUGAAAGACACGACGGAUGACUUAACAAUGUGCCCGCACGCAACGGUAAAAGUAGUGUUAUCAGGACGGUCAAAAUAUAGUGUUCUGUGUGCAAUGAAAUGAAAAGAUUACACAUCAUUAUGAAUUGUAUAUCUUGUAAUUAUAUAAUCAAUAUUAUAAUAUUUCAUUCCCUAGA
Messenger RNA from Dinoponera quadriceps, 1312 nucleotides. RefSeq names its product alpha- and gamma-adaptin-binding protein p34-like. Bases 264 to 1064 code for a protein of 266 amino acids. NCBI's taxonomy places the organism in Eukaryota, Metazoa, Arthropoda, Insecta, Hymenoptera, Formicidae. The transcript has 6 exons. The record is from RefSeq and is a predicted model, not a curated record.